AUGCGACCGGGAGGCACGCUGUUCGCCCUGGUAAGCAGCUUGAUGCUGCUGCUCCUCCUGCGUCUGCUCUGGUGCCCGGCGGACGCACCCGCCCGCUCCAGGCUGUUGGUGGAGGAAAGCAGAGAAGACACCAGCGGUACCUCGGCUGCACUGAGGACUCUCUGGAACCCGACGACCCCAGGACCACGCACCAGGAACAGCACAUAUCUGGAUGAGAAGACACCCCAAAUGACAGAGAAAUGCAAAGACUUGCAACAUAGCUUGAACUUGUUAUCUAACAAAACGAGACGGUACUCAGAGGAUGACUACCUUCAGAUCAUCACAAACAUACAGAGAUGUCCAUGGAAGCGGCAAGCAGAAGAAUAUGACAAUUUUAGGGGAGAAAGGCAGCAAGUUGUUAAAAAGAAAAAUGGGAAGGGCUUACUGUCAAUCAGUGCAGCUAAACUCUACAAUCUUUCACAGCCUUUUGUGGAUUAUCCCUAUAACCAGUGUGCAGUGGUUGGCAAUGGGGGAAUUCUGAACAAGUCUCUCUGUGGAGCAGAAAUUGAUAAAUCUGACUUCGUCUUCAGGUGUAACCUCCCCCCAAUCACAGGGAGUGCUAGUAAAGAUGUUGGAAGCAAAACGAAUCUUGUGACUGUCAAUCCCAGCAUCAUAACACUGAAAUACAAGAAUUUGAAGGAGGAGAAAGCAAGGUUUCUGGAAGAUAUUUCCUCCUAUGGAGAUGCAUUUCUUCUCCUGCCAGCCUUUUCCUUUCGGGCCAACACUGGCAUCUCUCUUAAAGUCUACCAAACACUCAAAGAAUCUAAUACGAGGCAAAAGGUUCUCUUCUUCCAUCCCAGGUACCUGAGACACCUCGCUCUUUUCUGGAGAACUAAAGGGGUGACUGCAUUCCGCUUAUCCACAGGCUUGAUGAUUGCAAGCAUUGCGGUAGAGCUGUGUGAAAACGUGAAGCUCUAUGGAUUCUGGCCCUUCUCUAAGACUGUGGAAGAAACGCCUCUCAGUCACCAUUACUAUGACAACAAGUUACCCAAGCAUGGCUUCCACCAGAUGCCUAAAGAGUACAGUCAAAUGCUCCAGCUCCAUAUGAGAGGCAUCCUCAAACUGCAAUUCAGCAAAUGUGAAACGGCUUAACAUCUCUCAGAACGAGAAUGAUUUCAGUGGUUGGAGUGGGUGUGUCACGGCAUCUCCAAACGCUAUGGAAGAAAGCUCAGAACAUGGAGGAUUACAAAAGAGCUCCCCAACUUGGCUAGACCAAAGCCCCCCACUAACUUCGCCAUCCCCACAUGUUACUCAUUCUCACCUUCAAUGUUCUUUCUCUGAGAUAUCAGACUCCAACAAGUAAAAUGAGAUAAUUUUUCAAAUUGGCGUAGAAUUUGAUUUGAGGCAGGGACUCACGGAAUGCUUCCUUGUUCCGAUCCGUGAUAGCCAUUCCCACCUCUAUCAGAGUGGUAAUGAAACUGUGCAAUUGUGCCAAAGACUCUUUCUGAAGACAAUGUCUGAAUCAUGCACCUAGUUCUUACUCACAGAUCUUCUCUUAUUAAUAAACCCUUCCCAUUAUCCUCUCCCUCCUAAAAGAGUACAGAAACAAAAUACCCUUGAUGAUUCAGGAAGAACUUUUUUACUUAGCAAUGUGCCUGCUUCUGAUUCAGUUCACUCGUGACGCUAACUGCUUUGAGGUGUUGGUUGGAUUUGGGGCGUUUCUUCAUCUUGUCUAUAGUUUCCUUACCUUUAUCAGUUUGUACUCAAGCUUCUGUUUUUCUCCCUCCCAAUGACAGGAUCCACUCAAUGACAUAAAGUAGUUUCAGUAUCUUCUAAUACGUUGACUCAUCACAAAGUUACUUGUCUGAUUUAAAAAAAAAAUAGUGAACAUCUAUUUGAUACCAGACCCGAGGACCAUCCUCUGUUGGAGGAUGGGAAGAUAUUUUCACUGGCAGGAAAGCCCGUGUGCACUAUUAAUUGAUA
Grammomys surdaster is the source of this 1962-nucleotide messenger RNA. RefSeq names its product ST8 alpha-N-acetyl-neuraminide alpha-2,8-sialyltransferase 6 (gene St8sia6). Gene Ontology annotation, biological process: N-glycan processing; oligosaccharide metabolic process. The transcript has 8 exons. Lineage: Eukaryota; Metazoa; Chordata; Mammalia; Rodentia; Muridae. Bases 1 to 1131 code for a protein of 376 amino acids. Gene Ontology annotation, molecular function: alpha-N-acetylneuraminate alpha-2,8-sialyltransferase activity. The record is from RefSeq and is a predicted model, not a curated record.